AUGAAAGACCUUGGAUCUUUUAACUACUUUCUUGGCCUUGAAGUCUAUCGACGCUCGAACGGGUAUUUAUUGUCUCAAGCUAAAUAUGCCUCUGAUCUUUUAGUUCGUUCAAGAAUCACUAACUCUAACAUAGCUUCAACGUCAUUAGAUCUCAAUGUUCAUUUGACCCCUUAUGAUGGUGUUCCUCUUGAAGAUGUUAGUCUGUAUCGGCAACUUGUUGGCAGUCUCAUCUAUCUAACAGUGACCCGCCCAGAUAUUGCAUAUGUUGUUCAUAUCGUUCGUCAAUUUAUGACUGCUCCUCGAACCAUUCAUUUUACUGUGGUAUUACGUAUUCUUCGCUAUAUCAAGGAAACUUUGGGGCAUGGACUUCUGUUUUCUUCUCAAUUCUCUCUCGUAUUAUCUGGCUACUCUGAUGCAGAUUAG
Cucumis melo (muskmelon) is the source of this 423-nucleotide messenger RNA. RefSeq lists its product as uncharacterized. The transcript has a single exon. The coding region runs from base 1 to 423 and encodes 140 amino acids. Lineage: Eukaryota; Viridiplantae; Streptophyta; Magnoliopsida; Cucurbitales; Cucurbitaceae. The record is from RefSeq and is a predicted model, not a curated record.